Molecule: messenger RNA, 486 nt
Organism: Fraxinus pennsylvanica
Lineage: Eukaryota; Viridiplantae; Streptophyta; Magnoliopsida; Lamiales; Oleaceae
Source: the annotation of a GenBank genome assembly
AUGAAAGCCAAAGCAGGCAACCAAAACAGGUUUUUUCGCAUCAUUACUAUUCCCAUACGUGCUUUGGGGAAAGCACGGGAUUUUUAUGUGAAGAGCAUGACAGAUUAUGCAGACAGGGUAAGUUACGGCAACGUUAUGGCGGGUCCCGGAACCGGGCAGGCGCCGACCCUGCCGAGGAGUUUCAGUGUCCACACAACGAGAUCUUACGAGAAUGGUGAUAUUAGUGAGCUCAUCAGAGCUUCUUCUACAAGGAGUAGUGGCGGUAGGGUUGGUCUCGAUUCGUAUAUGCAAAAACAGAUGCAAAUGAAGCCACCAUCUUCUGGGAGCAUGGGAUCGAGGGCUAUGCCGAGAAGUAGAACUGUUGUUAUGGGUAGAAUUGAUGAAGACAGGCCUAGUAUUUAUUUUGGUGAAAAUAAUGUUAAUAAGGUCGAGUUAAUGUAUCCCAGGAGCAGAAGUCAUGCUGUCCCAAGACAAACUGUUUAUUAG